UGUUUAUCAGAAUAAGAUCAAGAAAAUGCAGCAGGACGACGGACAGGAUAAAGCCCAGCAGCAGCUGCAAAACUUCCAGUCAGACGACUUGCUGGAAAAACUAAAAUUACUCAACUACGAAAAGCAUUUGCUGAAGGAGUUCAAGCUAAAGCCCCUGUCGCGUUUCUACUUUGUGAAGGCCACCAAUCCCGGCGAGCAGUUCUAUAUGUUUACCUUGAUAUGCUGGUGGCUCUGUAAGAAGCUUGGCAAGGACAUGGAGCGGCCACAGGAGUACGAUGAUCCCAACACAGUGGCUGCCAAUAUCAUCAAGAUGCUGGGAGAGAUUGAUGUCCCACUGGAUUUCCAACCGAACAAACUGAUACGUGGAGCUGGACCGAUCUGCUUGAUGGUCCUGGAUGUCCUCUCAUCGCAAGCCUGCAAGGUGGCCAAGGUGGGAUACCAAAAGCUGCACAUUGCCCAGGAGGAAGAGUUUCUGGGUGAUUAUCUGGAGGACAAUGCUGAGAUUAUAUUGGAAAAGCUGGAGGAUGAGCAGAAUGCAGCCGCCUUGAGUGAUGAUAGCGACAUGGAGCUGGAGGCGCACAAUUUCAGGCAGCUAAAUUGGAUAAAUCGUCCCCAGAAAAAGUCGAUUGGGGAUGUUAACCUCGAUGACAAGGAGUUGGAUGCCCGGAUGAGCGAUCAUCAGGAGUGGCACCUGGAACUGGAGAGGGUUCUGCCGCAUCUGAAAGUCUUCGUCAAGGCGGAUGCCAGAGAUUGGAGGACCCACAUCAGUCAGAUGGAGGCGCUCAGAGCGACUAUAGAAGAAAUCUCGGAGACCACCGAGGCGCAACUGAAGAAACUCCACAGCGAGUUCACCUUUAGCUUGGAGAAGAUCGAAAGUCGCGAGAAGCAUCUAAACAAUGAACUCCAGCCUCUGAUUCAGCAGUUCAAGGAACUGUCGAUUGAGCUGUCCGCCAUUCAGUAUGCCCAGAAUCAAGUGCAGGCGGACACGGAGAAGCAGAUGGCGGAGCUCAACGAGGUCAUGUUGGAGCAGGAGCUUAAGAAGGAGGAAAUGGAGCGACGUGGACAAGUCAUGUCCGAUGGCAGUUCGGUGCAGCAGAUCAGGAAAUCGAUCGCCAAGCUGAAGGAGGACAUUGCGCAACUCAAUCUGGAAGUGGCUCUGCUGGUGCAUGCCCACGACCAGGACAUAGUGGUGCGGCAGUUGAGCCAAAAUCAAACCACCGACGUGGCAAACAGCCCAUAAAACCUAUAGCCCGUUGAUAAGGAACUACUUAGC
Molecule: messenger RNA, 1273 nt
Organism: Drosophila eugracilis
Lineage: Eukaryota; Metazoa; Arthropoda; Insecta; Diptera; Drosophilidae
Gene: IFT57
Product: intraflagellar transport protein 57 homolog
Exons: 3
Coding region: 26-1240 (404 amino acids)
Biological process (GO): intraciliary transport; non-motile cilium assembly
Cellular component (GO): intraciliary transport particle B; Golgi apparatus; cilium
Source: RefSeq, a predicted model, not a curated record